Messenger RNA from Ruditapes philippinarum (Manila clam), 592 nucleotides. RefSeq names its product guanylate-binding protein 5-like. Lineage: Eukaryota; Metazoa; Mollusca; Bivalvia; Venerida; Veneridae. The coding region runs from base 4 to 570 and encodes 188 amino acids. The transcript is spliced from 5 exons. The record is from RefSeq and is a predicted model, not a curated record. Gene Ontology annotation, molecular function: GTPase activity; GTP binding.
AACAUGGCAUCAAACUAUGAAGGGUAUGCAUGGUCAGAAAUGGAAGAGGAUGAAAUACAGAUUAGAUCGAAAAUGGGAAAUCUAACAAUUACAGAUCCGUGCUAUGGAACUAUUGUUGAUCUUUUUGAGAAGCCGCACAGAUUAAUUUAUACAGAUGGAGAAGGACACUUGCAGUUAGAUGGCCCUGUUUUGUCUGCACUUUCACAUAUAAACAAGAAAAUCAGUGUUGUCGGUGUUUGCGGAAUAUAUCGAUCUGGAAAAUCCUAUCUAAUGAAUUGGAUUGCAGGUGAAAAAUCAGGUUUUAAUCUUGGCGAUACAAUUCAAUCAGAAACAAAAGGGAUAUGGAUUUGGUGUAAAAAACAUCCAAUUAAAUCGGACCAAGUAUUGGUUUUGUUAGACACAGAGGGGUUAGGUGAUCCCGAAAAGGGAGAUCCCGAUCAUGACAACAAAUUGUUUUGUCUGACACUUCUGAUGAGCAGUACACUUAUCCUAAAUGUAAAGAAUGUGUUCGACUUCGACACACUGGACAAGUUAGCGUAUCCUUUUAUUACAUUUCAUAAUGUGAAUUAAAUCAAAAUUAUUGAAUGUACUU